UGCCAAUAACAAAAACAAAAAAAAAAAACAAAAAAAAAAGAGAAAGGAACGGCAUUCAUUGGCGUUGGAUUUGGGAUCGGAGAAGAGAAGAGAAGAGAGGAGAGAUGGGAUCGGAAGGAGGAGGGUGGGGAUGGGCGAUAUACGAGGGGACGGUGGCGAUAGGGUCGUUGUGUGGGCUGGGGUGGACCGGACUCUGGUUCUUGAAUCGGCGUCUCUACAAAGAGUACGAGGAAAAGCGCGUCCUUGUUCAGAUCAUAUUCAGCGUCGUCUUCGCCUUCUCUUGCAAUCUUCUUCAGCUCGUCCUCUUCGAGAUCAUUCCUCUUCUCUCCAAACAGACGCGAUGGUUGAACUGGAAGGUGGAUUUGUUCUGUUUGAUACUGUUGCUGGUCUUCAUGCUGCCUUAUUAUCAUUGUUACUUGAUGCUCUGCAACUCCGGUGUUAGAAAGGAAAGGGCUUGUCUGGGAGCACUAGUGUUUGUGGUGGCUUUCCUUUAUGCUUUUUGGCGAAUGGGCAUUCACUUCCCUAUGCCUUCCCCUGAUAAAGGUUUCUUCACCAUGCCUCAAUUGGUUAGUAGAAUCGGCGUCAUUGGUGUUACCGUUAUGGCUGUCUUGUCUGGUUUUGGAGCUGUCAAUUUGCCUUACAGUUACCUCUCUCUCUUCAUUCGAGAGAUCGAAGAGUCAGAAAUUAAGGCCUUGGAAAGACAACUCAUGCAAUCAAUUGAGACUUGUAUUGCAAAGAAAAAGAAAAUCAUUCUUUCUCAAAUGGAGAUGGACCGUAUUCAGGGAUCCGAAGAGAAAUUAAAGGCCGGAUCUUUCCUCAGACGAAUUGUUGGUACCGUUGUCAGAUCCGUGCAAGACGACCAAAAGGAGCAAGAUAUUAAAAGCAUGGAAGCAGAGGUGCAAGCACUAGAGGAGCUUUCAAAGCAACUAUUCUUGGAAAUCUACGAGCUUCGCCAAGCCAAGGAGGCUGCGGCUUAUUCUCGGACAUGGAGGGGUCACAUGCAGAAUCUACUCGGUUACGCAUGCUCGGUGUAUUGUGUGUAUAAAAUGAUUAAGUCCUUGCAAAGUGUUGUCUUCAAGGAGGCUGGUUCAGUUGAUCCUGUAACGAUGACAAUUAGCAUAUUCUUGCAGUUUUUUGACAUUGGAAUUGAUGUGGCAUUGUUAUCACAGUAUAUUUCGCUCUUAUUCAUUGGAAUGUUGAUCGUUAUAUCAGUACGUGGUUUUUUGACAAAUCUAAUGAAGUUCUUUUUUGCAGUUUCCAGAGUUGGGAGUGGAUCUUCAAGCAAUGUUGUAUUGUUUCUCUCUGAAAUCAUGGGAAUGUACUUCGUUUCUUCCAUCCUUUUGAUAAGAAAAAGCUUGGCAACUGAUUACCGGAUCAUCAUAACAGAUGUACUGGGUGGCGAUAUCCAAUUCGACUUUUAUCACCGGUGGUUCGAUGCAAUAUUUGUGGCUAGUGCUUUCCUUUCGCUGCUUUUGCUUUCUGCGCAUUACACAUCUCGGCAGGCUGACAAGCACCCCAUUGAUUGAUUCAUGUGAUUCAAUUCCAAGUGAAACAACAUACUGGUAAUUAUACUUAUAAAACGUUCCUAAAAGGCUUUUAGAGGCUGGAAAGGAAUGAGAGCACCAGAUGAAGCUUUUGAAGGCAGAAUUCAUACUAUGUUCUGUUGCUAUCAAGGGAUUACAAACAAGGAAGAAACCACGCAACUUUAGUUUUUAUUUUUUUA
This is a messenger RNA of Morus notabilis, 1723 nucleotides long. Its product is annotated as GPCR-type G protein 1. Gene Ontology annotation, cellular component: membrane. Gene Ontology annotation, biological process: response to abscisic acid. Bases 105 to 1526 code for a protein of 473 amino acids. The transcript is spliced from 14 exons. Gene Ontology annotation, molecular function: abscisic acid binding. Lineage: Eukaryota; Viridiplantae; Streptophyta; Magnoliopsida; Rosales; Moraceae. The record is from RefSeq and is a predicted model, not a curated record.